AAAUCCAUGGCGCCGUACAUGCAGACGCUCGCGAGAACGGCGGAAUUUAAACGCAUACGCUUCGUGAGGGUGGAUAUCGAAGCCGUUCCGGCGGUGGCGGAGAAGUGUAACGUCAAGGCGCUUCCGACGUAUCAGUUGUACAAGAAUGGAGAAAAGUUGGAAGAGAUGAGCGGGGCGUUGCCUUCGAAAUUGGUGGCCAUGCUCAAGGAACAU
Molecule: messenger RNA, 213 nt
Organism: Ostreococcus lucimarinus CCE9901
Lineage: Eukaryota; Viridiplantae; Chlorophyta; Mamiellophyceae; Mamiellales; Bathycoccaceae
Exons: 1
Source: RefSeq, a predicted model, not a curated record